UCAAAAAACCUUUUAUUAAAACAAACUUUAACAUAGAUUUUAAGAAUGUUAAUAUUAUAUUUUUGUCAAUCAAUCUUCAGAAUCAGGAGUGUUUAGUUUCGUUAAUUAUAAAUACAGUGAAAAUUCACUGUACCUAAGGAUGCGUUUUUUGAUAGGUACAGUGAAAAUCUAUUUUUAGAAUAUUUUUAAAAUUUACUUUCAUUUUCCAAAAUGCGCAUGCUUUAAAACAACGAGUAUAUUUUCGAAGAGAGUUCUUGAAUAAAAUUUAGUAGUUAGAAGAUUUUCAAUAAGAUUCUCAAAGAUUAAAAAAUGAAGGACAUUUUCAUGAAGAAUUUUAGAGAUUUUGAUGAAGCAGAAAAGUCUGUUAUUGAAUAUUGUAGAAUGAAUUUUCACCCCGUCAAAAUCGACUCAAAAGAAAAAGUUGAACAUUAUAAUAAAAAAGUAAAGGAAGGUUCCCAGAUAUGUUGUAUUCCUCUUAACGCUAUAUAUGGUUGUAGGUGGAUAUGCAAACAUUAUGGAGAAGUAAUGCCCAGUGUCUUAAAGAGAGGCAAAGGGUUACGAGAAAAUAGCGUGCUAGCAAGUGGUUGUAAGAUGGUUAUUUAUGUAGCCUAUAAAAAAGAAAUAAGGAGUUAUUAUAUUAAGAAAAAAAAUUUAGUUCAUAAUCAUCCACAUGGGCCUGAGCAGUUUGGUAUCUAUAGUUCAGAACGUCAACCAAAAGGUGUUCUCGAGCAGCAGACAAUGCUUCUGCUAUCUCAUGGUGCUAAUCCUACACUUAUAACAGACAAUUUAAACAGGCAUGGUUUAAAGACUAGACCUUGUAAUAUAUAUAUAACAUAAAGCAAAGAAUGAAAUUUAAAGGUUUUUGUUAUGGUUGAAAUUUCAAUUUUAAAUUGUAUGACUUUUCUAAAAGGUUAAUUAUCUUUUCUAAAA
Molecule: messenger RNA, 930 nt
Organism: Hydra vulgaris (swiftwater hydra)
Lineage: Eukaryota; Metazoa; Cnidaria; Hydrozoa; Anthoathecata; Hydridae
Source: RefSeq, a predicted model, not a curated record